AGCUCAUUCAACUGGAUUUACUCUCCCUUUGGCUUUACGCUAAUCGCAGUGUUGUGGUUUUUCUGCUGAGGCUCUGUGGUCGUCUUCUCCUCCCUCUCUCAGGAAACUCAGUCUCUCUCUCUCUUCGCCGUGUAUAUAAGAAAGUGUUGAGUAGGCUGUACAGCACUCGGGAAGAAACUAUCCAAGCGUAUUGUAGAUGAGAGGUAUGUGAUUCGGGCAUCGGCGUGGGAUCUACAGGAUGAUUGACAGUUGCCUGUGCUGAGUCACACAGCAGAAUGCCCGGUGUGCCCUGCGGGGCCUUGCAACACCACACUGCGCCUGUAGCCUGUGCGAUCAUCUGCUCCUGGCUUUUGAUCCUGGUCCAUCCUGCCAUUUGCCAAAAACCUGCAAAGCUGCCUUUGGUGGGCCGCAAGCCUUUCCUGGCAGCCUGGAAUGCCCCGCUGGACAUGUGUACGCUGAAGUACAAUAUCAACGUCAGCCUUGAUCUUUUCCACAUCAGCGGAAGUCCACGGGCAGUCCACACGGGUCAGAAUGUCACCAUCUUCUAUGCCAACCGUCUGGGCCACUACCCUUUCUACAACGAACAGGGUGUUUCCAUCAACGGAGGCCUACCUCAAAACUGCAGCCUUGAAGCGCAUCUUCGCAAAGCCCGAGAAGACAUAGUGCACUUUAUACCUUCGGAAGACUUCCGUGGCCUGGCUGUAAUCGACUGGGAGUUCUGGAGACCGCAAUGGAGUCGAAACUGGCACAAGAAGGACAUUUAUCGGCAGCGUUCGCGUGAGCUUAUUGAACAGGCCUACGUUAACGUAACCGAAGACCAGGUGGAGGAACUUGCCCGCUUGCGCUUCGAAAAGAGCGCCAAGGAGUUCAUGCGGGACACUCUGCAGCUCGGCACGCAAACCCGUCCACAAGGACUCUGGGGUUUCUACCUGUAUCCUGACUGCCACAAUUACAAUGUGCAUGCGCAUGACUACAACGGCACGUGCCCUGAACAGGAGACCUUUCGUAAUGACCAGCUGGAUUGGCUGUGGAACAGUAGCACUGCCCUUUUUCCUGCCCUGGCUAUACGCAAGGGUCACACGGACAGCAUUCGCAACCUGCACUUCUCAAAAAAUAGGGUGCUGGAGUCGCUGAGGCUGGCCUCCAAUACCUCACUGCCCUAUGACCUGCCUACAUAUGUAUAUACACGCCUGGGAUACAGGGAUGACGCUAUGGCAUUUCUGACCCAGAAUGAUUUAAUACAUACAAUAGGAGAAAGUGCUGCUCUGGGUGCUGCAGGUUUUGUCAUUUGGGGUGAUCUCAACCUCACAUCUUCAAGGCACAACUGUUCCAAAGUGAAGGCAUUUCUGAACCACAGACUGGGUCAGUACAUCACUAAUGUUACCCGGGCAGCAGAAGUCUGUAGCGACUACCUGUGUCAGUCCAAUGGACGCUGCGUCCGUCGAGACCCAGAGGAGCCGCACUAUCUACACCUGAGCCGCGGGAGCUAUCGGAUCCACUCCAACCGGAACGGCACAUUUACUGUGACCGGCGGGGCCUCACAGCGUGACCUCAACCUGCUGACCAAGAGGUUUCGCUGUCACUGCUACCAGGGGUACCAGGGCGGCCGCUGCGACAGCAUAGAGCCAGUAGAGAAAGAAGAAGACAAUAUGAUAAAGGAGGACAUGGAGGAGGUGUGGGAGGAGAAACCGGAGGAGCCUGAGGAGACGAGGGAUACGGCUGUGCCUUUAGAAAAAGCCUUCCUUCUGACGGUUCUACUCCUUUCGUUGAACUUAGCUUAAAUUUAAAGGUGAACUGUGUAAUUUUGGUGCCACUGGCAUCCCUUAAACCAAAAGCCCCAAAACUGCACCACUGGCUGAGCUGACAUUGCUGUGACAGGCUGUUUGAAAUGCUUAAAGAAAUAGGGGAAUGUUUUAAAAAUGCUACGGCUUUUACACCACAUUUUUUACAUUUAACUCUUUCCCUGCCAGUGUUUUAAAAAAAAGUUGCCAGCCAGCGCCAGCAUUUUUUAUGAUUUUCACAAAAAAAUAAUGCCUUCCAGAAAAUGUUCUUCUUAAAAUAUCUAAACAUACAAUUUAUCAAAUGAAAUAACAGACCCUCUGCUUCAAACAAAAACUUUUCAUCCUACCUUCAUCUCUUUUUAUCACCACCAUGUUUCUUCAAAAAUAACACACUUUAAGCAAAAAGCUGAUUGCGUUUUAAUAAGAGCGCCAUCUGGUGGAAAUAUGAUUGGCAGGAAAUAUGUUUUCUCUUAAUUGACGAGUGAACUUGUCAAUGGCAGGGAAAGAGUUAAGAUCAUUUACCCCAAAAUUAAAAUUCUGUUAAAAUUUGUUUACACAUUGGAGUGAAUAAAUAAUAACAGUAUUUAUUUUGGGGUGAACUAUCCAUUUUAACUAGGAUAGCAGAAAAUAUUUUACAUUAACUCUUUCCCCGCCAUUGACGAGAUAUCUGGUCAAUCAAGAGAAAACGCUUCCCUGCCGAUGACGAGUUUUUCCGUCUUUCCGCAAUACCGCUAUUAUCCACUAGGUAGCGCCCUUCCGCAACUUUUUAAACCCUGAAGUAUUGCCCUAUGUCAAGCUGCUGCAUGUCCGUGUCUGUUUUAAAGAUCGCUCUGAAUGGCAUCUCUAUGAAAAGUCGUCACAAAAAUGGAAUUAUCUCAGCUUUUUGCUCAAAAUGUGGUGUUUUUGCAGAAACCUACCCAUAUUCAAAAGCUGAUUACAAAAGAACUACUGAAGGUAGGAUGAAACUUUUUUUUUUUUUUUUGAAAGCAGAGGGUCUGUUCUUUCAUUUGGUAUAUUGUAUGUUUAUAUAUUUGAAGAAGAACAUUUUCUGGAAGACAUUAAACUUUUGUGAAAAUCAUGAAAAACGCUGGCGCUGGCUGGCAACUUUUUUUUAAACGCUGGCGGUGAAAGAGUAAAAAAUUACACACGUCACCUUUUGGGGAAUGUGGCUACAAAGCCACGUGAUGGCACAUCAUGACAUGGUCAGGUUUCAAUUUUUGUGAUUUUAUAUUAUAAAAAAACAUUUACAGUGGUGAUGUAUGAUGUAGAAGAGAUACAAGCCUUUGCACAAACUCACAAGAUUCAUAUUGCUGUCUCAGAAUGAUAGUUUUUAACCAUGAUAUGCUCUGUAAUAUGAACUUAAUGCUGGAUUAUUGUGCAAGUUUGGAUUUAAUCUAUGCAAUCUGUUUUACAAAGCACUGACACUAAGAUGCUUCAUCUGACUUUUAUUAGCAAGCCUAUAUCUUAAAGACCCUCACUGCAUCCGAAAUCCUGUACUGUGACAAUAAGUACUGAAUUAGAUGAAGGAAAUUAUGCUCAGUUAAAAAUUUUCUAUCUACACAGUGACCUAAGCUGGUGCGGUGCUAUAAAGUAACAAGCUAUAUAUAGUAAGCGUUAAAAGUUUUUGUGAAAACCGGCUGCAGUGAUACGGCACGAACAGUGGCGGCUGGUGAAUUCUUUUUUUGAAGCGCACAAUGCGAAGUUCGUCACAACAUGUAUGUAGCUUGUUGUGUGUGUGGUUCAUCAUUUUAAAAUAUGUGUUCUGCGCUUUGAGAGAUCGUGUGUGCAUCACGUGUCAUGCCAAAAUAAGUGCCUGCUGCCUUGAACGCGAACUUGAAAAGAGACGCUCGCGUUUGCCAGAUACUCGCAUAAUCUCAUGCGUAAUAAGAGUUUACUGUUAAGGGAGUGUCUUGCGUGUAUUUAGGGAACGUGAGCGUCUCUUUUAUCAUAAACGGUUUUGACGCGUGUGCAGCAGGCACUUAUUUUGACAAAACACGUGAUGCACACAGGAUCUCUCCACACGCAGGACAGAUAUUUUGAAAAGGGGAACCACACACUUGACAAUCCGAACACUUAUUUUGAAUUAGCGCAUCCUCGGAAGAGCAGUCACGAGCCGCCACAGGGCACAAAUGGCAGGAUUUUUUUGCCUAGUUUUAUUUUUGUGUUGUAGUCCCGCCCACAGCUAAAUUUUUAUUGGUACAAAAAUCUAUUAUAAACUACAAAUAUCCUAAUAAUAUUAAGGUGUGGUUAUUUUCUGCCUGUGUAAUUUUGCACAAAACUUUUUGUUAUUUUUUAGCGCGAUGCUAAUGGUCUAAUCAGAUUCAAUGGACUAUGCUAAGCUAUGCUAAAAGUGGUAGCCCCAGACCCGUAGAUCAGCUGAAUGAAUUCCAAAACGGUAAAAAUCAAAUGUUUAACUCUAGAGGACCUGGAUAAUGAGACUAUUUUCAAAAAAGUGAAUUGUCCCUUUAAUAGUUUUAAUACUCUACAAUACAAUUAAUGUAUUCAACAGAUUAACAAUUGAACAACCUCAGUGAACACAACCAGAUUUAAAGCUACAGUCAUUUUAAUACAGCAACUGUACAAAUGGUUCAUUUUUCUUCAAAAUAACUACUUCUAAAAUGUUUGUUAAGCCAAAAAAAUAUCAAGAUGUUUGUUUACACCUUUGUUUGCAUUUGCAAGUGAUGCUACAGAAGGCUGUGGUGUGUGAAAUUCAUAAUGAUUGUAUGUUUUAAACUGUACUCUUGUCUUUAUGAAGCAAUUCAGCAUCACUGAUUAUAUGAAGGUAUGUACUGUACUUCAAAAAUAUUUGGAGCAAAAUCUGCAAAUUGUUACAAACUGUAAUACAUUUGUCUACCACCAAGUCCAAUUUCAGGUUAAAGGGUAAUUGGACCAUAUUUUAUCACUAUUUUUUGAUAUUUUACAGUAAUAAUGCAUUCACAGUUUUAUAAAAUAGUGUAUUUUCGUAGCAUUUAGAUGAGUUUGUACAGGACAAUAUUAUCGGAGCCUGCAAUGUUUGUGUUGAUUACCUCAGUGCUAAACCUUGCCAGUCUCUUAAUGUGUCCAUAUAUUUUUUAUUCAUCUCAAAAACAUAUGCAAUUAUAUGCAAUGUGUAAGAAAUUACUUGACCUUUUAUACAUUCAGCAAUACUAUUAACCAAAUACUCAAUGAAGACAAUGCAAUGUGCAACAAAUGUUGCUUGACUUAUGCACUGCAAAUAAAAGAUUGUAACUUGUAACAAUUUUCUUUGAUGUGCAAAUAAAUGUAUGUCACGACCUCAUAUUAAAUGA
Messenger RNA from Paramisgurnus dabryanus, 5068 nucleotides. RefSeq names its product hyaluronidase 4 (gene hyal4). NCBI's taxonomy places the organism in Eukaryota, Metazoa, Chordata, Actinopteri, Cypriniformes, Cobitidae. The record is from RefSeq and is a predicted model, not a curated record. Gene Ontology annotation, biological process: carbohydrate metabolic process; hyaluronan catabolic process. Gene Ontology annotation, cellular component: cytoplasmic vesicle. Gene Ontology annotation, molecular function: hyalurononglucosaminidase activity.